Messenger RNA from Chlamydomonas reinhardtii, 2446 nucleotides. RefSeq lists its product as uncharacterized. The record is from RefSeq and is a predicted model, not a curated record. NCBI's taxonomy places the organism in Eukaryota, Viridiplantae, Chlorophyta, Chlorophyceae, Chlamydomonadales, Chlamydomonadaceae. Gene Ontology annotation, molecular function: oxidoreductase activity. The transcript has 9 exons. Bases 96 to 1526 code for a protein of 476 amino acids.
UCAGGUUGGAGUGCUUAUCGUCGGAGCAGGCCCAACGGGUCUGGGUGCUGCGACGCGCUUGGCACAGCAUUGCCACCAAGACUGGCUUCUUAUAGAUGCACAAACGCCACGAAGUGCAGUCUGCGCCCGAAGCAGGCGGCCUGGCGUGCACGGAUGUGACGCCUGAGGGCUUCCUUUUCGACAUGGGAGGCCAUGUGAUCUUCAGCCACUGGGAGUACUUUGACCAGCUGCUGGACACGGCCUUGGGUGGUGGCCCCGAUGCUUGGAACACGCUGCAGCGCGUGUCGUACGUGUGGAUGCGUGACCGGUGGGUGGCCUACCCCUUCCAGAACAACAUCAGCGCGCUGCCUAAGGAGGACCAGAUCAAGUGCUUGACGGGGCUGGUGGAGGCCAAGGUGUCGAACACGGUGGCCCAGGGCCGCCCCAAGAACUUCGACGAAUGGAUCCUGCGCGUGAUGGGUCCCGGCAUCGCCGACCUGUUCAUGCGGCCCUACAACUUCAAGGUGUGGGCCAUCCCCACCAACCUGAUGCAAUGCAACUGGCUGGGCGAGCGCGUGGCCACCGUGGACGUGGACCGCGCCAUUGCCAACGUCAUCAACAACAAGGAGGACGCCGGCUGGGGCCCCAAUGCCGUGUUCCGCUUCCCCACCUCGGGCGGCACUGGCGCGAUCUGGAAGGGUGUUGCUAAGCUGCUGCCGGCCGAGCGGCAGCGCUAUGGCCAGAAGGUGGUGUCCAUUGACAAGGACGCCAAGACCGUGACCCUGGACAGCGGCCACGUGUACCAGUACGACUCCCUGGUGUCUACCCUGCCCCUGGACAUCACCCUGUCCUGGCUGGGCAAGGAGGAGUGGGCCAAGGGCCUGCAGCACAGCUCGUCGCACAUCAUCGGCUUCGGCAUCCGCGGCGAGUGCCCGCAUGGCACCAAGUGCUGGCUGUACUUCCCCGAGAGCAACUGCCCCUUUUACCGUUGCACGGUGUUCUCCAACUACGCCAAGCUCAAUUGCCCCGCGGACGACGCCAAGCUGCCCACCCUGUGCAAGGGUGACGGCAGCGACCCGGAGAGCGGCGAGGCCAAGGCCGGCCCCUACUGGUCGCUGAUGUUCGAGGUCAGCGAGUCCAAUUACAAGCCCAUCAACCAGGAGCAGGUCAAGCUGGGCGGCGCCGCCGGCACCUGGUCGGACGUCGUGCGCGACACGCUGGUCGGCGCCAUCAACACGCAGCUGAUGCAGGCGGGCGACGAGGUGGUGUCCAUCUACCACCGCCGCAUCGAGCACGGCUACCCCACGCCCUCGCUGGGCCGUGACGAGGUGCUGGACAAGGCGCUGCCCUGGCUGCAGCAGCACAACAUCUGGAGCCGCGGCCGCUUCGGCAGCUACAAGUACGAGGUGGCCAACCAGGACCACAGCCUGAUGCUGGGCGUGGAGUGCGUGGACAACAUCCUGUACGGCACCAAGGAGCUCACGUUAGCGUUCCCCGACAUUGUGAACGCCAAGAAGAACGCCGAGCUGCUGUACACGAAGAAGUGAUGAGGAGGCGCGGCACGACCGAGAAGGCAUGGCGUGCGCGUGCAGGGUCUGAGGCGCGCAACGCUGUGCAUGUAUGUGGACCUGUUCUGAGCUAGCUCGCGUCAAAGCUGCUCUGCAUGUCUGCAAUCAGUAUGCUGUCAACAACCACGCAUAGAAACGUGGUACAUGCGUAACGUGGUGCGAAUGGAUGGAGGCUAGUUGGCUCAGACGAGGUCCAGGCAUGUGUGGUGGGGCCAUGUGGCCUGGUCGCAACUGGGAAUUGGGGGCGGUUGCCGGCCGUUGCCAAUCACAUGGGGCGAGUUGGCCACCCCGCACCCCUGGGUUGUGCGUUACGGUAGUUGUGCGAUGGGACAGUGGUAAGGCAGGUUGGCAAGUCCCGUAGGGUGCAGCUGUGCGUUACGGUAGUUGCGGUUAACGGCGGCGUGUUGUGGUCCAAGCUGUUACCCUUCAGGUGGUACAGAUCGUCGGUGGUAUGUCAGGUGAUAGGUGGUAUCGUAAGCGGUAGGUGGUAAUGUGAGGCGCACAAACACCUGAAUCUUCCCCUAGUGACAGAGCCAUGGCAAGAAAGAGCCGCGCGCGGGUAUGAACAGAGCAGAAUGCUGCUGGCCCGCGGCGGGGGGCCCACACCCCGCACUCCACUUCAAGCGCACGUUGUGGGCUUUCCUUUCAUGUUAUUUGGUGUAAGUACGGCCAGUGCGCGCACACGGCCAAGGACAGACGGCCCAGGCUCUGGUAAAAGCCGAUUGAUUGGGACCGUGUUGGCCGCCAAAUGUCUAGCCGGGCUGGUGAACUUGUAUCGCUGUGUGUUGCUCUUCGGCUCUGGAGCCUCUACCCCGCAAGCCUGUCCCAAACCUGCAGCGCCGGAAGGUGCGUAUGCCAGUCAUGAUCAGACAACAAAUAGAGUGUAAGUGUGCAACACA